Actinia tenebrosa (Australian red waratah sea anemone) is the source of this 1041-nucleotide messenger RNA. Its product is annotated as dermatopontin. Gene Ontology annotation, biological process: collagen fibril organization. The record is from RefSeq and is a predicted model, not a curated record. Gene Ontology annotation, cellular component: extracellular matrix. Lineage: Eukaryota; Metazoa; Cnidaria; Anthozoa; Actiniaria; Actiniidae.
UUCCCAUAACAAAGUUCCAAAUUCUCAAUGAUACAAAACGUCUUACUUAGGUAGAUCAUAUUUCACUUGUAUCGGGCAACUGACGUGGAAAGAACUUCAAACCAAACUCAAAACGUGAACGAACGCCAGCCAUUAUCAUGAGGCUGUUUGCUGUCAUCAUCAUUAAUCUUCUUUUGUUGGAUCUCUUUUGUUCAUCGGAAGCGGCUUGGUGGAGACGGAGACGGAGACGACGACGGUGCCAUGCACCCAGCACAUCAACGAUCAAGUGGUCGAACACCUGGGACCAUGAGUUCACUUUUACAUGCCCUCCAGGUCAAGCAAUGACUGAAUUCCGCUCGAUGUACAGCAAUUGCCAUUGGGAUCGUGUGUUCCGAUUUAAAUGCAAAAAAAACAUAGUUGCCAAAGGACGUUGCCACUGGUCUCACUAUGUAAACAAUUUUGACGACCCGAUAGCUUUCAAGUGUCCACUCAGUGGCUUCAUUACAGGAAUCAGCAGCAAGCAUGACAACCAUUACGAGGACAGGAGGUUCAGGUUCCGCUGUUGUAAAGACCAUCGCUACCAUCGCCACCACUGCACCUCCAACAGCGAUUAUGUAAAUGACUGGAAGCAACCUUUCAACUUCAAGGCACCCAAGAACCAUUUCUUGGUUGGAGCAUUCAGUUACCACAUCAAUAGCCAAGAGUAAGUUAUCAAUGAUUUUUUUUCUGAAAAAUAAAGUCUUUAGAUCUUCAACAAAGGAUGAUCACAAAACAAAAACACAAUAACCUUUGUAUUCAAAUUGCCCAUUUCACAUCACAUGACAUUUCCCUGAGAAUUGUUCCUUUAUGACGAACAUGUUAUUAAAAUAUUUAAAUAUGAAAGAAUCAACUCCCAAGAGUGGCAUUACAUGGUCUGAAAUAUAUAUAUCACUAUAUUUCCAGAAUGGUAGAUUGAACAAACUGAUUGAUUGAUUGAUUGAUAAAAUUAGCGGGACAUUAGAAUUUUUCUUGCGAUUGUUCAGUCAUCUAGAAAUAUAAUGCAAUAAAGUAAAUGACGCUCAA